ACGUUCUUGAGGUUACAGGGAAACCAGCUGAUGGCACUGCCACCUCAAGAGAAGUGGACCUGCAGACAACUCAAAACCCUGGAUCUCUCCAGAAACCAAUUUGGCAAAAAUGAAGACGGACUUAAAACAAAGCGUAUUUCCUUUUUCACCACCAGAGGGCGCCAGCGCUCAGGGACCGAGACAGCAUGUGUACUGGAAUUCCCGGCCUUCCUAAGCGAGUCUUUAGAAGUCCUGUGUCUGAACGACAAUCAUCUGGACACAGUGCCUCCCUCGGUUUGCCUGCUGAAAAGCUUAUCAGAACUCUACUUGGGGAACAAUUCCAGCCUCCGAGAGCUCCCUCCUGAGCUGGGGCAGCUAGGCAACCUCUGGCAGCUGGACACUGAGGACUUGAACAUCAGCAACGUGCCUGCAGAGAUCAGAAAAGAAGGCCCGAAAGCCAUGUUGUCUUACCUGCGUGCUCAGCUGCGGAAAGCGGAGCGGUGUAAGCUGAUGAAGAUGGUCAUUGUGGGUCCCCCGCGCCAGGGCAAGUCCUCCGUCCUGGAGGUCCUACAGACGGGCAGGGCCCCCCAGGCGAUGCACGGCGAGGCCACCAUCAGGACCACCACGUGGGAGCUCCAGAGGCCAGCUGGCUCGAAAGCCAAGGUUGAUUCCGUGGAAUUCAACGUCUGGGACAUCGGUGGCCCUGCCAGCAUGGCCACUGUCAACCAGUGCUUCUUCACGGACAAAGCCCUGUACGUGGUGGUCUGGAACCUGGCGCUGGGGGAGGAGGCUGUGGCCAGCCUGCAGUUCUGGCUGCUGAACAUUGAGGCCAAGGCCCCAAACGCCGUGGUGUUGGUGGUCGGGACACACCUGGACUUGAUCGAAAGCAAAUUCCGCGUGGAGAGAAUCGCCACACUGAGAGCCUACGUGCUGGCCCUCUGCCGCUCGCCCUCCGGGUCCAGGGCCACCGGCUUCCCGGACAUCACUUUCAAACACUUACACGAGAUUUCCUGUAAGAGCCUGGAAGGCCAGGAGGGGCUGCGACAGCUGAUUUUCCACGUCACGUGCAGCAUGAAGGACGUGGGCAGCACCAUCGGCUGCCAGCGCCUCGCUGGGAGGCUGGUCCCCAGGAGCUACCUGAGCCUCCAGGAGGCCGUGCUGGCAGAGCAGCAGCGACGCAGCCUGAGUGACGACGUGCAGUACCUGACAGACAGGCAGCUGGAGCGGCUGGUGGAGCAGACCCCCAACAAUGACAUCGCAGACUUUGAGGACCUGCAGUCUGCCAUCAGCUUCCUCAUAGAAACUGGCACCCUGCUCCACUUCCCGGACACCAGCCGCGGCCUGAGGAACCUCUACUUCCUGGACCCCAUCUGGCUGUCGGAAUGUCUGCACAGAAUCUUCAACAUCAAAGGCUCCCGCUCGGUGGCCAAGAAUGGGGUGAUCCGGGCGGAGGACCUCAGGAUGCUGCUGGUUGGGACCGGCUUCACGCAGCAGACGGAAGAACAGUACUUCCAGUUCCUGGCCAAGUUUGAGAUCGCCCUGCCAGUGGCCAACGACAGCUACCUUCUGCCACAUCUCCUCCCAUCCAAACCUGGCCUGGACACUCACAGCAUGCGGUACCCCACGGCCAACACCAUUCAGCGGGUGUUUAAGAUGAGCUUCGUUCCUGUCGGCUUCUGGCAAAGGUUCAUAGCUCGGAUGCUGAUCAGCCUGGCGGAGAUGGACCUCCAGCUUUUCGAAACCAAGAAGAAUACUAAGAACAGGCAUAGGAAAGUCACCAUCUACAGUUUUGCAGGAAACCAGAGAAAUCGCUGCAGCACGUUCCGAGUAAAAAGAAAUCAGACCAUCUACUGGCAGGAAGGCCUCCUGGUCACUUUUGAUGGGGGCUACCUCAGUGUGGAAUCCUCGGACGUGAACUGGAAAAAGAAAAAAAGCGGAGGAAUAAAAAUCAUUUGCCAAUCAGAAAUGAGGGACUUCUCGGCAAUGGCUUUUAUCACAGACCAUGUCAAUUCCUUGAUCGAUCAGUGGUUUCCCGCCCUGACGGCCACGGAGAGCGAUGGGACCCCACUCAUGGAACAGUAUGUGCCCUGCCCAGUCUGCGAGACCUCCUGGGCCCAGCAUACCGCCGACCCUGGUGACAAAUCAGAAGUUGUGCAGUACUUCGACAUGGAAGACUGCGUGCUGACGGCCAUUGAGCAGGAAUUCAUCACCUGCCCCAGGCACCCUGACCUCCCCGUGCCUCUGCAGGAGCUGGUCCCCGAGUUGUUCAUGACUGACUUCCCAGCCAGGCUCUUCCUGGAGAACAGCAAGCUGGAGCACAGCGAGGACGAGAGCAGCGUCCUGGGCCAAGGCGGGAGCGGGACCAUCAUCUACCGGGCCCGGUACCAAGGCCAGCCUGUGGCUGUGAAGCGAUUCCACAUCAAGAAAUUCAAGAACUUCGCUAAUGUCCCAGCAGACACCAUGCUGCGGCACCUGCGGGCCACGGAUGCCAUGAAGAACUUCUCAGAGUUCCGGCAGGAGGCCAGCAUGCUGCACGCGCUGCAGCACCCCUGCAUCGUGUCCCUCAUCGGCAUUAGCAUUCAUCCCCUCUGCUUCGCCCUGGAGCUGGCCCCGCUGGGCAGCCUCAACACCGUGCUGUCCGAGAACGCCAAAGGUUCUUCCUUUAUGCCCCUGGGACACAUGCUCACUCAGAAAAUCGCCUACCAGAUUGCCUCUGGCCUGGCCUACCUGCACAAGAAAAAUAUCAUCUUCUGUGACCUAAAGUCGGACAACAUUCUGGUCUGGUCCCUCGACGUCAAGGAGCAUGUGAACAUCAAGCUGUCAGACUACGGGAUUUCGAGGCAGUCCUUCCAUGAGGGUGCCCUGGGUGUGGAGGGCACUCCUGGCUACCAGGCCCCGGAGAUCAGGCCUCGCAUCGUGUAUGAUGAGAAGGUAGACAUGUUCUCCUACGGCAUGGUGCUCUACGAGCUGCUGUCGGGACAGCGGCCCGUGCUGGGCCACCACCAGCUGCAGAUUGCCAAGAAGCUGUCCAAGGGCAUCCGCCCGAUCCUGGGGCAGCCAGAGGAAGUGCAGUUCCAUCGGCUGCAGGCACUCAUGAUGGAAUGCUGGGACACGAAGCCCGAGAAGCGACCGCUGGCCCUGUCGGUGGUGAGCCAGAUGAAGGACCCCACCUUCGCCACAUUCAUGUACCAGCUGCCAUGCGGGAGGCAGACAGCCUUCUUCUCGUCCCCGGGCCAGGAGUACACGGUGGUGUUCUGGGAUGGGAAAGAGGAAUCCAGGAACUACACAGUGGUGAACACAGAGAAGGGCCUUCUGGAAGUCCAGCGAGUGAGCUGCGCAGGAAUGAGGCUGAGCUGCCAGCUCAAAGUCCAGAGCUCUCUGUGGACGGCCACCGAGGAUCAAAAGAUCUACAUAUACAGUCUCAAGGGCAUGUGUCCCUUAAACAUCCCCCAGCGGGCUCUGGACACCCCGGCUGUCGUCACCUGCUUCUUGGCAGUUCCUGUUUUAAAAAAGCAGAAUUCCUACCUGGUACUGGCGGGCCUUGCUGACGGGCUUGUGGCCGUGUUUCCUGUGGUGCGGGGCGCCCCAGAGGACAGCUGCUCCUACCUGUGCUCACACACAGCCAACAGGUCCAAGUUUAACAUCCCAGAUGACGACGUGCGGCAGAACCCGUACCCCGUGAGGACCAUGGAAGUGGUCAACAGUGGGUCUGAGGUCUGGUACAGCAACGGGCCGGGCCUGCUGGUCAUAGACUGUGCGACUCUGGAGAUCAGCAGGCGGCUGGAGCCUUACUCGGCCCCGUCGGUGGUCACGUCCCUCGUGUGCAGCUCUGAGUGCAGGGGCGAGGAGGUGGUCUGGGGCCUGGACGACAGGGCCAACUCCUUGGUGAUGUACCAUUCGGCCACCUACCAGCUGUGUGCCCGGUACUUCUGCGGAGACCCCAACCCCCUCAGGGACAUGUUUCCCGUGCUCCCGUUGGGCCUGGAGACCCCAGACAGCCGCAUGGCCAGCCCACAGAAGCCCGAACGCGAAGCCAUCGCAGACGUGAGCAUCAUGUACAGCAAGGAGCUGGGCACGCAGAUCCUGAACCACCAGGACUCUCUGACUGACUACUGCUCCAUGUCCUCCUACUCCUCGUCCCCACCCCACCGGUCCCUCCUGUCCCCCUCAAGCCUGCCCUGCUCCCCCAUAAGCUCUUCCAGCGUGCCCUUCUCCACCGACGGCGAGGACUCGGACAGGCUGCGCGAGCCCGCGGCGGGCUCCGACAGGUCCGAGCACGAGCUGAGCCCCGUGGACGGGGAGGCUUUCAGCCAGCACCUGCAGGCCGUGAAGGUCCUCGCGGUGAAAGACGUCAUCUGGGUCCCCAGGCGUGGUGGAGAUGUUCUCGUCAUCGGUCUGGAGAAGGACGCAGGUGCCCAGCGGGGCCGCAUCAUCGCUGUCUUGAAAGCCCGAGAACUGACUCCGUGGGGGGUGCUUGUGGACGCAGCUGUGGUGGCAAAGGAUACAAUUGUGUGCAGCUUUGAAAACGAAAACAUGGAGUGGUGCCUGGCUGUCUGGAGGGGCUGGGGCACCAGGGAGUUUGACAUUUUCUACCAGUCCUACGAGGAGCUGGGCCGGCUGGAGGCUUGCACGCGAAAAAGGAGGUAAUUCCUGUGGAAUGGUCCUCACCUGGACCUGGCUGGCCCAGGCCAGUAGCCUGACCCCUCCACCUGCAGCCUGCAGCCCUCAGAGGACCCAGAAGGUGGACUGAGUUCUUCUGUGAACCACUUGCUGCUAAGAAGUGCUGGCAGUGGUUUGGGGGUUCUCGGGUUCUCCAGGGUAGAGUUACCUGGAUACCCCUUCCUUCCCCCACAUUGCUGCUUUUACAGCCCAAAGGAAGACGGUGGGUCAGACGAAAGGAACUCUUCCUGCCUCCUCUAUCCACUUCCAGGAGCAGGGGAGUGGGACCCCGUGCUGGGCUGGGGCGUAGCGGAAGGCUGGGCCUUCCCAGCACACAGACGGGGCCUGCCCAUUUUCCUCCCCAGGUCUGGGAUGGAAUGACACUAGAGACUCUCUCUGUUGGGAAGUCAUUUGGGACAGGCAGGGAGAAGGGCCGUGACCCCCUACCCCUUCCCCCGGUGGCCCCCAGAUUCUCAGCACGUUUCUCAAGCUUUUGAGUUCCCGGGGCCCAACUCGGGGCCGCCUUGGUGUGAGAAACCCCCAGAAGGACCCUUGGCGAGGAGCGUUGCCCAGUCUGGGGAAUGAAUGAGCCCCUUUAAGUGACACAGCCGGAGAGCCAAAGCCCUGCACUGAGAGUGCUGACUCAGCCUCUCCAUUCUCCUUCUGCUGACAAAAGGAAGGCGACAAUCAGCAGGACUUAAGAAAGGGCCUUGUGUUUAUAGCUUUGUAAAAUAAACUUGGAUGCAGCUGGGCACAAGCCCUGUUUGUUUGCACAUAGUAAUCUUGUUUAUCGCUUUCACAAAUUAAUUAAAAUCUCAGCGGCGAGGCCUCUGGUUGCGCAAUCCACAUCCUAUGGGCUUCCACCAGUUAUGUGUUUGCUAAACGUCGACUGCACAUAUGUGCCGCAGAAUCCAGGAAGUGAAAUUAACUGGAGAUUUAUGGCUCUCCCCUCAAGAGUGUUUAUAAAUUAGGCACCCACACACAUGCACGCAUAGCCACAGGGCGAGCAGGGGGGCUGCUCAACCCAGAAGGGGAGAUCAUACGCCCGUUCACGUUGUUGACCUUUUUCUAAAAUUAAAUUAUAAAAAUCAAACUGAAGAUUUGCUGGGGUGUGCGAGCAAAUGUGACUCUUCUUAUCUGAAAAUAAACAGACUCUCAAGAAUGAAAUCAUGGCCUUGGAAUAACAGCGCAGGCUCUGUCCCACCCAGACCCACUGACUGCCCGGGGCGGAACGGGCGGCCCCAUGCGGGGUGCCCCACAGCAGCAUCCACGGACAGACACAGCUGCUCUCUCAGUCUUCCCGCUUCUUCAUACUGGCCUGGGCGCUGAGUCCUAAGGGGGCUGAGGGUCUGUGCCUCCUGCCCACUUCACCGCCACUCCCCUGCCCUGGUCCCUCAUCAGGGCCUUGCUAAUCACACCUCUCCUCCUCCUCUCAUCCCAGCACCCCACAGCUACCCAGUGAACCCCCAAAGACAAACAGGAUCCUUUUCCUCCCCUGCCCCAAAUCUGCUCUCCACAUCACCUGCCGUCAGACUGCUCUGUCGAUAGGGCCCCCAUGAUCCAGUCCCAGCUCACCUUUUCACCUGGCUCUUCCUGUCCCUCACCCCCCAGGCCCGCACGGCUGUGAAGAAAGGCUGUGGCCUCACCAAGCCAGCUUAGGGAACGUCUUCAUGAAAGUUACAAACCACACAGGAAAUGGUUAAUGAACUUGACUAUAUAAAAAUUAGAAACUUAAAUGGAAAAAUUAUCACACAGUCAACUGGGAAAAAAAAUAUUUGCAACAGAUGAGAGACCAAUAGCUCAUGUAUCUUGUAUACAAAGAGUUGGUGCCUGUCAAUGAGAAAGAAAACCCAAAAGGAGAAAAAGUAGACAUGAGCAAGCAACUGACUCCCCAAAUACAGGCCCAGCACACAAUCCAUGCUCAGCCUCACCCCACAGGAAGGAAGGAGUCAUGAAAACAGCAGUAAGUUACCAUUUACUACCCUCAGGCUGGCAAGGAUUAAAUUGGUCAGCAAGUAUUUCUUGAGCACCUACUAAGUGUCAGGCACUGUCCCUGGAUGCUGAUAACAUAACAGACAAGAAUCUCUGCUUUUAGGAGCCCCGUUCUAGUGGAGGAAGGUGACAGUGAACAUACAAAUGAGAUCAUCGUGCUAGGAGACCAUAAAGUCAGGACAUUGGGAGCUAAUGCAAAAGGGGCUGCUGCAUUGAACUGAGGCUGGGCAAGGCCUGCAGGAGGAGGUGCCACCUGAGGACAGGUGAAGAGAAGGAGGCAUGUGGAGACCUGAAGGACCCACAAGUGCAAAGGCCCUGUGGUAGGAAGGAGCUGCUGUGUUGGAGGGACCAAGGAAAGCCUGGUGUGGCUGGAGUGUUGUUCAGAAGCCCAAGCUCAGGGCCAGCUAGGCAUGGCCUCAUACACAUGGGUCUCUAUACUUCUGACAGUUUCAAAUAGGGGUAUUAGGCAAUCUGAUUGCCUUUAAAAAUCGCUUUGACUGCUGAAUGAAAGAUGGACUAAACAGGAGGUCAUCUACAUUGGGGCCACCCCUUGAAGGGCGUUCUGACUGCACCCAUCGAAAUUUCCAAGGCAUAUAUCGUUUGACCUAGCAGUUCCCCCUAAGUAUUUGAUCCUGAAAUAUCUGUCAAAAUGCCCAAAGACACAGAAAGAGGAUGUCACUGCUUUGUCACUUAUAAUGACCCCAAACAAGGAGACAACCUAAAUCUCUAUCGGGAGGGAAGUCAUUCGAUGCUUGUACAUCCUACAGCGCCACACUCUGAGGCCUUCAGAGAAGGGGGCCGUGCUAGUGGGCUGGUCUGAAAUGUUCUCCAAGGUAUAAUAAAUGCAUUGUUUUUCUGAAAA
Molecule: messenger RNA, 7492 nt
Organism: Hipposideros armiger (great roundleaf bat)
Lineage: Eukaryota; Metazoa; Chordata; Mammalia; Chiroptera; Hipposideridae
Product: leucine-rich repeat serine/threonine-protein kinase 1
Exons: 24
Coding region: 31-4626 (1531 amino acids)
Biological process (GO): protein phosphorylation
Molecular function (GO): protein serine/threonine kinase activity; ATP binding; protein binding
Source: RefSeq, a predicted model, not a curated record